This is a messenger RNA of Hippoglossus stenolepis (Pacific halibut), 2546 nucleotides long. RefSeq names its product ankyrin repeat and SOCS box containing 8 (gene asb8). Gene Ontology annotation, biological process: intracellular signal transduction. Gene Ontology annotation, molecular function: protein binding. The record is from RefSeq and is a predicted model, not a curated record. Bases 253 to 1122 code for a protein of 289 amino acids. The transcript has 4 exons. NCBI's taxonomy places the organism in Eukaryota, Metazoa, Chordata, Actinopteri, Pleuronectiformes, Pleuronectidae.
CUUCCAUCCAGAGAACAUUCAAGUAAAAAUAUUGACGUAAAACACGCACAGUACGUUAGUUACAGUGAACCGCCUUUGAUCAGUGUGGUUUAAAUCCGGAGGAGGAGGGGGGCGUGGCUGCGGCGAUGACGUGGUGUGUUUAUGUCAAAGCUCGCAGCAAACACUCAGUCAGCGACAGACCUUCAGACCCUGGACAGAAAACGUGUACUGUAGUGUCACCCCCUGCCUGGGUGCCAUGGUCGUCUGUCACCCAUGAGCUCUACUAUGUGGUACAUCAUGCAAAGCAUUCAAAGUAAAUACUCUUUGUCCGAGCGGCUCAUCCGCACCAUCUCAGCCAUCCGCUCAUUCCCACAUGACAACGUGGAGGAUCUCAUUCGUAAGGGAGCUGAUGUGAACCGGAUGCAUGGCACACUUAAGCCCUUGCACUGUGCGUGUAUGGUCGCUGAAGCUGACUGUGUGGAGCUGCUGUUGGAGAAGGGGGCAGAGGUGAAUGCUUUGGAUGGAUACAACCGCACUGCACUGCACUAUGCUGCAGAGAAGGAUGAGAGCUGUGUGGAGCUGCUGUUGGAGUAUGGGGCCCAGCCAAACGCCCUGGACGGCAACAAAGACACUCCACUUCACUGGGCCGCCUUCAAAGAUAACCCAGAGUGUGUGAGGGCCCUGCUAGAGAGCGGGGCCUGUCCCAAUGCUCGGGACUACAACAAUGACACUCCUCUGAGCUGGGCAGCAAUGAAAGGCAACCUGGAAAGUGUCAAAGUGCUUCUAGACUAUGGAGCCUUGGUCCAUGUGACCAACCUGAAGGGCCAGACUCCUAUCUCCCGACUGGUGGCCCUGUUGGCCCGGGGCCUGGGCACUGAACAGGAGGAGGAGUGCCUUGAGCUGCUGUGCCGGGCAGCAGGGCGGUUUGAGAUCCGAAAGGCGGACGGCACCCUUCCCAGGGAGCUGAGCAAAGAUCCCCAGCUGCUGGCGAGGCUGACCAACAUGGUGGCUCAUGCUCCCACUCUGCGCUCUCUGGCGCGCUGUGCCGUCCGGCAGAGUCUGGGAGUGCAGUUCUUCCCUGAUGCUGUAAAAGAGCUUCCCUUACCAGAGACUAUCAAAGACUUUCUUCUGCUGAGAGAAUGAGGGGAUGAAACCACUGGAUGAUCAUUAGACAACUCAUCACACAUUUACUGGCAAGAAAGGCUUCCCAUUGAGUUAUAGGCAAGUGGCUGACACUGGCCCUCAUUUAUUCAACUUUUUUCAAAUCAGUACAGAUUUAUGCACCCGGAGAGAUGAACAUUACAUUAUGUAGUGCACAACAUCUACGUGAGCUGUUUAUUUUUAAUUUUUAAUUUGAACAGGUUCAGCUGUAGGAGCACACCUCCCCCUCUGCAUUAUCUUUAUGUUGUUAUACUCCUGGCUUGCUUAAAGAAAUCAUUGGUCCAACAAAAUUUCUUAUCCCACUUUUUUGGUAGAAUGAAAAUCCAACUUAAUUUUAGGCAAAUUUCUACGAUGAUGGACCUCAUCAUUUGACAACAUGAAGCUAAGUGUGUCCCAUCACCCAAGCUUUUUUCAAUGAGUUCCAAAAGAGCCAUUGAUCUUUGCAAUGCCAAAAUUUGCUAAAUGUAUUGAAUAUUAAUUUUUUACACUUAAAUAUGAGUAAGUAAAAUAAGUAUGCUGUUACUGCUUCUCACGGAGGAUGAUGCAAACAAAGUAAACUAUAAAGUUUGUUGGUAAAACGAGGAUGUAAGAUUAAAUUCAAACAUAAUAAUUUAAAUUUAUGGAUCAGGGCUCAUGUCUAAUGAUGCAGGUUGUCCAGUAAUUCAUUCAGAGGAUGCAGACCCUGAAGCAGUGCUCUGGAGAAAAUGUUGAGUUGUUCGUGUGAGAGUGGGAGUGGCCAUCUUUGUCUCAGUGAACUCACAGUGCAGAAAAUAUUGCAAAAAACAAAGGAAAAAAAUAAUGAACAAAAAAAUUUAAUUUUAUCUGUGUAUGUAUAGUGUAUAAGCAACAAAAUGUCUCAGAAUAUUAUCAUUUGAAUGUGCCAGGCAGGCGUAUCUUACCUCCAUCUAAUUUUCUGAAAAGGUUCAUCACUGAUAAGAAGUCGACGUCAACAUGCCUGCUGUCAUAUGUGAUUUAGUAUUUAUUUGGGCUCUGUUUUAUUAAAGGAGUUGCAGUUGCCAUAAGGAAUAAAAGUUGUUUUUUAAAAUAUAUUUGCAUAUGUACGUUUCCAGUCAUAACAUGCAGGAGUUUGGGUUUUUCGAUGGGUGCUCACAGGUCUGACAUUUUGCAGCAUAUGUUUAAAUUUUGUUUUAAAUCAAAUGUUGAAACGAUGAAAUGGUAUGAUUACUAAGUUUCCCUUGGACAGAUUCUCUAAAAAAGCUCGCAAAAUGUAUUAAGUUUGUUAAUGUAUCUGUCUAAACUCUGACUGCUUCUGUGCUUGAUUUUUGUUUUGCUUGUUCUGCAGAUGUAUAAAAAUGAACCUCUUAGAUCAGGUCUUGUGUGCACCUGCAAAAGUGCUUUUCUUUUUUCUCUGUCAACCUAUUGAAAGUAAAUGCCUUUAUAUUCCA